AGCGGGCCCGCGAGCCGGGAAGCCGGGAGUUGCGUGACGAAGGAGGCGCGUGACGGAGGAGCGGUUGGCUGUCGCUGCGACUGCUGUCGGAGUAAGCAAGGCCUCGAGCCGCUGCAGGUCCUGCGACCGCGCCCGGCGGGAGGUGACAGGAGUCCCCAGCCCAGGACCUAAGGAUGCUGUGACCAGAAGAUGGGAUCCCGCAACAGCAGCAGUGCAGGAUCUGGGUCUGGAGACCCCUCCGAGGGCUUGCCCCGAAGGGGGACUAGCCUGCGGCGAAGUGAGGAAGAGGAAGAGGAGGAUGAAGAUGUGGAUCUGGCCCAGGUACUGGCCUAUCUUCUCCGCAGAGGCCAAGUGAGGUUGGUGCAGGGAAGAGGUGCAGCAAAUUUACAACUCAUCCAGGCCCUCUCCGACUCAGAGGAAGAGCAUGAUAGUGCCUGGGAUGGUCGUCUCGGGGACCGAUACAACCCCCCAGUGGAUGCAACCCCUGAUACCCGGGAGCUAGAACGCAAUGAGAUCAAGACACAAGUGGAACUGGCCACAGGGCGGCUGGGGCUUAGGCGGACGGCCCAGGAGCACAGCUUUCCUCAGGUGCUAUACCAGAGAGAACGGGGCCUCUGCCAUCAGGGAAGCUUCUCUCUUGGAGAACAGUCUCGAAUAAUGUCUCACUUCUUACCCAAUGAUUUGGGCUUCACUGACACCUAUUCUCAGAAGGCCUUCUGUGGCAUCUAUAGCAAGGACGGUCAGAUCUUCAUGUCUGCUUGCCAAGACCAGACAAUCCGACUGUAUGACUGCCGGUACGGACGCUUCCAUAAGUUCAAGAGCAUCAAGGCCCGAGAUGUAGGCUGGAGUGUCCUGGAUGUGGCCUUCACCCCUGACGGGAACCACUUCCUCUACUCCAGCUGGUCUGAUUACAUUCAUAUAUGCAACAUCUAUGGAGAGGGAGACACACACACUGCCCUGGAUCUCAGACCAGAUGAGCGUCGUUUUGCUGUCUUUUCCAUUGCUGUCUCUUCAGAUGGACGAGAAGUGCUAGGAGGGGCCAAUGAUGGCUGCCUGUACGUCUUUGACAGGGAACAGAACCGACGCACCCUUCAGAUAGAAUCCCAUGAGGAUGACGUGAAUGCUGUGGCCUUUGCCGACAUAAGCUCCCAGAUCCUGUUCUCUGGGGGUGAUGAUGCCAUCUGCAAAGUGUGGGAUCGACGCACCAUGCGGGAAGAUGACCCCAAGCCGGUGGGCGCACUGGCUGGACACCAGGACGGCAUCACCUUCAUUGACAGCAAGGGUGACGCCCGGUACCUCAUCUCCAAUUCCAAAGACCAGACCAUCAAGCUCUGGGAUAUCCGCCGUUUUUCCAGCCGCGAAGGCAUGGAAGCCUCACGCCAGGCUGCCACACAGCAAAACUGGGACUACCGCUGGCAGCAGGUGCCCAAAAAAGCCUGGCGGAAGCUGAAACUCCCAGGGGACAGCUCCUUGAUGACUUACCGGGGCCAUGGGGUGCUGCACACCCUCAUACGCUGCCGCUUCUCCCCGGCCCACAGCACUGGCCAGCAGUUCAUCUACAGUGGCUGCUCUACCGGCAAAGUGGUCGUGUACGACCUGCUCAGUGGCCACAUUGUGAAGAAACUGACCAACCACAAGGCCUGCGUGCGUGACGUCAGUUGGCACCCCUUUGAGGAGAAGAUUGUCAGCAGUUCGUGGGAUGGGAACCUGCGUCUGUGGCAGUACCGCCAGGCUGAAUACUUCCAGGAUGACAUGCCAGAGUCCGAGGAACACCACAAAACCCCCGCCCCAGUGUCCCACUCCUCUGCAGCCUUUUCCUCGCCCCAGUAGAUGUGAGCUCUAGCCCCAUACAUAGGUGAACCUCUUGACAAGCUCUCUGCCUCUUCUCCCUUUCUCCCUUCUGGGAGGGUGCUUGGGGAGACACAGGCAUUAGAUGGGGAGAAGCAGAGCCCAGGCUUUGGGCCCUUAGCUGAGUCCUGGAGGGUCUCCUAUGUGCUCACAUGCAGUUAGUGGGCUCUGUCUCUCAAUCAGGGCCUGGCAGGACUGGUACUAUCUGGGGUGUGGCCAAUACCAGCAGGACUGUCCUGAGUGUUUAAUCAUGUCCGAAUGUUAAGUGUUAGUUCUUCGAGUAGAUUCCAGUGGCCAGGUCUGACCUGAGCCACCAGCCAGGUCCAUUGUCCAGCCCUCAUGAAGUUGAGGACAAGACUGGCUGAGCAGUGGGAGGACCAGGCUUCCAGUGGUCCCAGUGGCUAGAGCUCUAAUCCUUUAGGGGAGGGUGGGCUGGUUAAGGUGCGCCCUCAGCACCUGUCAGGGUGGGGAUUUUGUCUUCUCUCUCACAUCUGGGUCUUUGGAGCAGCCCCUAGUGUGGGAGGCUUCCUGUGGCCCCACACAGGCCAGGCCAGGCCCUCCUGCCCAAUGUUCAGGCAUGUGGAGGCCAGCAGCUUCAAGGAGGGAUGUGAAGGGAUUCUUUCGUCCUCUCACUGGCUUUGACUUCUGCAAUAAACUCUCUAUGGCAA
Molecule: messenger RNA, 2516 nt
Organism: Erinaceus europaeus (western European hedgehog)
Lineage: Eukaryota; Metazoa; Chordata; Mammalia; Eulipotyphla; Erinaceidae
Gene: DCAF11
Product: DDB1 and CUL4 associated factor 11
Exons: 15
Coding region: 190-1830 (546 amino acids)
Biological process (GO): proteasome-mediated ubiquitin-dependent protein catabolic process
Cellular component (GO): Cul4-RING E3 ubiquitin ligase complex
Molecular function (GO): protein binding
Source: RefSeq, a predicted model, not a curated record